Molecule: messenger RNA, 7728 nt
Organism: Penicillium crustosum
Lineage: Eukaryota; Fungi; Ascomycota; Eurotiomycetes; Eurotiales; Aspergillaceae
Product: type I polyketide synthase
Exons: 15
Coding region: 1-7728 (2575 amino acids)
Biological process (GO): secondary metabolite biosynthetic process; fatty acid biosynthetic process
Molecular function (GO): phosphopantetheine binding; 3-oxoacyl-[acyl-carrier-protein] synthase activity; oxidoreductase activity
Source: RefSeq, a predicted model, not a curated record
AUGUCAAGGUCAACUGACAAAACACUGUCGCCGUUGGCAAUUGUUGGAUUGUCACUCAAAUUCCCACAGGAUGCCGUAUCUUCGGAGUCCUUCUGGGACAUGAUCGUCGAGGGAAGAUGCGCUUCUACGGAGUUUCCUCCAGAUCGGCUGAACAUUGACUCCCACCAUAACCUGAACGCCAAUCGACUUGAUAGCUUAUCUCUACGUGGAGGUCACUUCAUGAAAGAAGAUGUUGCCUUGUUCGAUGCGCCUUUCUUUUCUAUUACUGCCGCUGAGGCAGAGGCCAUGGACCCUCAGCAGAGGCUGAUCCUGGAAGCUACUUAUCGGGCACUAGAGAAUGCUGGCAUUACUAUGGAAGGAAUCGCACGAUCAAGGACAUGCGUUUUUACUGGGUCAUCAGGCCAUGAGUACCUGAUGUUGCAGGCAAAAGAUCCCCAAUACCUACAGAAGUGGGGUAUCACAGGAACCACGGGGAAUAUGGUGGCGAACCGCAUUAGUUGGUUCUUUGACCUCAUCGGACCCAGUGCUGCGAUUGACACGGCUUGCUCAAGUAGCCUAAUGGCUAUCGAUAUGGCAUGUCAGUCCAUAUGGAGUGGUGAUUCAACCAUGGGACUGGCAAUUGGUAGUAACGUUAUCCUGGCAUUGGAGACUUCACUAAUGAUGGACAACUUGGGACUUCUAUCUAAAGACAGCCGUUGCUAUAGUUUUGACGAACGUGGCAAUGGAUAUGCACGUGGCGAAGGAGUUGGCGUCCUUGUCAUUCGUCCCUUGGAAGAUGCCGUGCGAGACGGGGAUACAGUCCGAGCCGUGAUAAGGUCUUCUGCCUCUAACCAGGAUGGAAGGACACCGGGAAUUACGUUGCCCAGUACCGAGAUGCAGGCUACAUUAAUACAAGAGGUUUAUCGCAAGGCAGGGCUGGACAUGGCGACGACGCGCUAUUUUGAAGCACACGGAACAGGAACUGCCAUUGGAGAUCCAAUUGAGACCGCAGCCAUUGGGUCUGUGUUUCGACCCCAUCACUCUCUAGAUAAUCCAUUAUACAUUGGGUCGGUGAAGUCUAAUAUUGGACACCUGGAAGGUGCCAGCGGAGUUGCUGGAGUCAUCAAAACAGUUCUAGCACUAGAGAAAGGAAUAAUUCCUCCCAACAGCGUGAAUCUGCAGAGCUUGAACCCCAGAAUUGAUGACGAGUUCUUAAAUAUCAAGUUCCCACAAAAAGCUCUGCCCUGGCCCUCGGAGGGACUUCGACGAGCAUCAGUUAGCUCUUUUGGCUAUGGAGGAUCAAACGCCCAUAUUGUCCUGGAUGAUGCCUACAAUUUCAUGAAACUGAAUGGCCUGAAAGGGAAUCAUAAUACAGGGGAAAUAAGUUCAGAUGGAACUGGCUCCAAUGGACUGACAGAAAUAACAAACGAUAUACCCAAACUCCUCGUUUGGUCAGCAGCAGACGAAAAGGGGAUUCUUCGACUUAAGGAAACCUGGAAGUCACGCCUCUCCGCCAUCUCACAAUCGGCCAGGAAGAGCCCAAAGUUCCUAAAUGAUCUUGCUUAUACAUUAGCGUGUAGACGGACUCAUCUACCAUGGAGGUCGUUUGCUGUCGUUCGCCCGUCAGAUGACCUGGGGGCAUUGGUUGACCGAUUUUCGCCAGCAUCCCAGUCUCGCGGUUCAUCGAAUCUUGCUAUGGUAUUUUCUGGGCAAGGAGCCCAGUGGUAUGCGAUGGGGCGCCAGCUUCUCGAUAUUUACCCUGUGUUCCUUCAAAGUAUCGAGGAUGCCGGCGAGUAUCUCCAAACACUAGGAUGUGAAUGGGUGCCCCUUGACGAGCUCGAACGCAGUGAAUCCACUUCAAAUAUCAAUAAGACUGAGUAUAGCCAAAUACUGUGCACGAUCGUUCAGGUGGCUUUGGUUGAUCUCCUCCGCUCUGUGAACAUCACUCCCAAAGCGGUACUAGGCCAUUCAUCCGGCGAGGUGGCAGCAGCGUAUUGCGCCCGUGCAAUCUCCAGACAAUCAGCCUGGAAGGUAUCCUAUUAUCGAGGUUAUAUGAGCAGUAAGCUGGAGAACUCCAGCCAAAUGAGAGGUUCCAUGCUUGCAGUGGGCCUAUCAGAACAGGGCAUCAAGCCGUACAUCGACAAGCUGAGCAAGGAUCUCGAGGUUGUCAAUCUCAUUGUUGGCUGCAUCAAUAGCCCCAAGAGCGUGACAGUUACUGGAGAGGUUACCCACCUCGACUCCCUCAAAAUCAUACUCGACAAGGAAAAUAUCCUUUGUCGGAGACUUAAGGUCAACUUGGCCUAUCAUUCAUCUCAAAUGAAGGAAGUCGCAUCUCUCUAUCAGGACGCGAUGGGAGAGUUGGAGGUAGGUCAUACGGGGCAUAAGAAUAACCCGGAGAUGGUGUCCUCUGUGACCGGCGAUUGGAUCGAUCCAGGAGAGGUUUCUCAAGCUUCUUAUUGGGUUAAGAAUAUGGUCUCUCCAGUGCGCUUCUCGGAUGGACUGACUAGACUGUUCUCAGGAUCUGCUCCAAACUCCCAUAAGAGAUUAGAUGGUAGUCACCGCAGGGCAAGAGAUAUUGACCACAUACUCGAGGUUGGUCCACAUUCAGUCUUACAGGGUCCCUGCAAGGAUGUAUUGAAGAGAAUUGGAAACGAGACACCAACUGAAUACUUUUCGUUAUUGGUACGAAACAUGUCAGCGGCCGAUACUGUAUUCGCCGUCUUCGGUAAUCUGCACACUGCCGGCUAUCCGAUUGAUCUUUCCUUGGUGAAUGGAAUUGAUUCUACAGGAUGUGAUAUUCCAAAAUCACUGCCAGAUUUACCUGAGUACCCCUUCAACCAUGAUACCUCAUACUGGCAUGAGAGUAAAAUUAGCAAAGAUCACCGACUACAUCCAUUUGGCCGCAACGACCUACUGGGGGUUUCUGACCCAAACUGCAAUCCUUUCGAGAUGCGGUGGAGGAACUUUGUACGCGUUUCUGAGAUGCCUUGGACCAAAGAUCAUCAGGUCAAUGGCACGAUUAUAUACCCCGGCGCUGGCAUGUUGGUGAUGGCUAUCGAGGCGGCCAAGCAGGUGGCAGAGCAAGGAAGAACAAUUACCGGAUUUAAUAUACAAGAAGCCAGAUUCCAUGCCGCGAUGAUAGUUCCGCCUGGAACAUACGGAAUCGAGACUAGCUUCUACCUCCACCCUGCCAAGGGCAUGGGCUCCGAAAGCUCCACCAGCUUUGAAUUUCGCCUCUGCACAUGUGAGAAUGAAGAAUGGAUCGAAAACUGCACCGGGUCUAUUCAGAUCGUGUAUACGCUCGAGGAGGAGCCUGAAAUGGACAAAGUACACACAGAGGAAUUGUGGACCUCACAAUUGGAGGCCUACUCGGAUGCCGUCAAAACAUGCACAUUGCCAGUGGAUGGCCCAUCUCUAUACGACAGUUUUUUGAACUCCGGCUAUGACUAUGGAGAAGCCUUCCAGCUCAUCGACACAUUGUCAAUUAGUCCUGUGCAGCCAUGUGUGACUGCCCAAGUCAAAAGAUUAUCUUCUUCAGCAGGCGAGACGAUCCAUCCGACAACUCUCGAUGCAAUUUUGCAGACAUCCACCUGGACAGUGGUGACUUCUAAAACAGAGAAUAUACCCACUACUGUUCCAAAGUAUGUGAGAAAUUUGUGGGUUGCGAGCGCUCUCGAAAACACAUCAUCUGGCAUUUUGAGGACGUACGCUACUCGCACUGUGAGAUCUUCAUUUACUGGUCCUUCCUCUGACAUCUUCACAUUUGACGAGAAAUUGCGUGAAACUCUGAUCUCUGUUGAGGGACUCGAAACAGAUGUCAAUAGCUCAAAAAACACAGAGGAAAAUGCCUCGUCCCCCGAAGAUCUCUGCUAUCAGGUCUUAUGGAAGCCCGACCUCAACCUACUGAGCAAUAGAGAAACUACAGAUCUCUGUAUCAAGGAAUACCCUGACUUGACAGAAGACACAAAAGAUUUCUUGGGUGAUUUGGAUUUCAUGUUCAUGGCGCGCAUCACUGAAACACUGAAAAUAUUAUCUGAGCAGCAGCUCAAGCCAUCACAGCCACAUCUGAAGAAAUACGUGGACUGGAUGAUGGGUCGACAACACCUGCUUGAUAAAGGCCUGCUUCAAUUUGCCACUGAGCCGUUGAAGAGUCGGCUGGUCGGUCUUGGAGAUCUUCAAGAUGUCGAAAAUCGAUUGCUGAAUCUCAACAAAAGAGGAUAUUUCUAUGUCACCGUUGCUCGAAAUCUAUUGGAGUUCCUUACCGGUGAAAUGGACCCAUCAACCUUUUUUGAAGGUGACAUGCUGAAAGAAUUCUACUCCGAACAAUACCAGCUUCAUGAAUCCCAUGGCCUUAGGCAAGCUGCCAAAUACCUUGAUCUUCUAUCUCAUCUCAACCCCAAAAUGAAGAUUCUGGAGGUCGGUGCUGGAAUUGGAUCUAUGACAGACGUUAUGUUGCGUACGUUGGGCAAUACCGAAAACAGAAACCCGCAGUAUGCCCAGUGGGACUUUACCGAUAAAUCAGGGUCGUCUUUUGCUAGUGUCCAAGAUCAGUUCCAUCAGGAGGCCGGGCGGAUGCAAUUCAAGCUUUUGGACAUUGAGCAGGAUCCUGAGAAACAGGAGUUUGAGUGUGGUACAUACGAUAUAGUCGUUGCUUCCAUGGUCAUUCAUGCUACUUCAAACAUCAAAGAUGCUCUAGGCAAUGCCCGAAAGCUUCUAAAGCCAGGUGGCAAGCUCAUGCUGUACGAGAUGAUCAGUCCUGGUCUCCGGUCUACUUUUACGUUCGGGCUUCUUGAGAAAUUUUGGCUUAGUAGGUUCUUCGUCUCCGAUGAAAGCCAGUCGACAACGCUAAAUUCCACAGAUUCAGUCGCAGAUUCGGGACCGGGGCCUUGCUUCGACGAGAGGCAAUGGGACGAACUUCUUCUUCAGACUGGAUUCUCUGGCCUGGAUCUCCUUCUACCAGAAUUCGAUAGAACCAUAUCCCACGAAUUUGGUCUGAUAGUCUCCACAGCCGCCGAGGAACCCCCGACAGCCUAUCCUAUCCCGGAAAUCGAAGUUGUCUACGACGUUGCCGAGUCGGGCCAGCAAGAACUCGCACAGUUCCUUGUUAAAUACUGUCAAUCGAACAAGCUCGCCCCUAUCCGUUCUUCCUCUGUUCAAGAGGCAAUGGAGUACAAGUCUGAAAUUCCAUUGCUACGGAUCUUCCUUCUCGAGCUUCACGUUCCAAUUUUGUCGGAAAUGCAAUCGGAGCUGUUCCAACAACUUCGCAGUCUCCUUUCCUCCACGUCACAGGUGCUGUGGAUCAAUCAAGGAGGAGGCAUACUUCCCUCACAGCCACAGUUCCGCCUUGUGGAUGGACUAUUCCGCGUCCUGAUGACGGAAGAUAGCGUACGUAAACUUCACCUACUUUCGCUCGAGCCUCGUGGCCCCUUGAGUAUAAAACAACACGACCAUAUCACAAGGUUGAUUAAAUUUUUCUUGUCGCCAUCGACUGCAAAUGCGGAUACGGAGUACAUUGAGCAGGAUGGAGUCUUGAAUAUCCCUCGCCUGAUUGCUUCCAAACCAUUGAAUGAGAGCAUAUCAGCCAUGGCCACCUCUCAUCAACACCGUACGCAAAGCUUCAACAGCCAAAUUCCAUUGCGACUGAAUGCCACAUCUCCGGGUCUAACGAAUGAAUACGAGUUCAUCGAAGAUGAGACUGCUUACGAGCCACUCCAGCCAGAUGAGAUCGAGAUCGAGAUAAAAUGCGCAGGGCUAAACUCCCAUGACGAGCUGAUUGUAGCAGGCCAGUUGAAACCGAGCGAUACCGGAUCUGAAUGCUCUGGAAAUGUCAUUCGAGUGGGUGACGCCUGUAGGCGAUUCCAAGUCGGUGAUUCCGUUGCCGUCCUACAAAAUGGUUGCUUUGCCACGUCAAUUCGCCUGCGAGAAACUGGCCCUAUCGUCAAGAUUCCUGCGGGUAUAUCCUUUGCAAACGCCGCAGCUGUGCCAGUCGAUUUUGCCACUGCACACAUUGCACUGCACAACAUGGCCCGCAUCCAGCCCGGUGAAACCGUGUUAGUCCACUCGGCAUCCAGUGAUACUGGCCUAGCAGCAAUCCAGAUUGCAAAGAGUGCCGGAGCAACGGUUUUUGCAACGGUAAGCUCCGAGAGCAAGAAACAACUGCUUAUGGAUAUUUACGGCAUCCCCGCGUCCCACAUUUUCUCCAGCCAGACGAUUGUGUUUUCAAAGAUGAUCAAGCGUCGCACGGGUGGAAAGGGUGUCGAUGUUAUUCUCAAUUCACUGACAGGGGAAGGUCUGUUCGAAUCUUGGAGGUGUAUUGCGCCUUAUGGUAGAUUCAUUGAGAUCGGUAAAAGGGAAAUUCUAUCAAACCAGGGGCUCCCCAUGUUCCAGUUCCUUGAGAAUGUUACCUUCAGCGCCAUCGACUUACCUGCCAUGUCAGUUGAAAAACCCGAGGUAUGCAUCGCUGCUCUCAAAUCGGUGUUUGAUUCCAUGCAGGCUGGCAACCUGCGACCAUCCCAGCCUGUCAACGUAUACGGAGUGGGGGAAAUGGAAGAGGCAUUUGGAAAGAUGCAUACUGGCCAACAUGUUGGUAAAAUGGUGCUUGAGAUGCGAGGACACGAUCAGGUUAAGAUGGCUUUGAGAACCAGACCCAGUUUCUCAUUGGAUCCCAAUGCCACGUUCGUGGUUUCUGGGGCAUUCGGAAGCCUAGGAAGAAAUAUCGCAUGUUGGUUGGCAGACCAAGGAGCUCGCCAUUUGCUUCUUCUCUCAAGGUCCGGGGGCCAAAGUGAGAAUGGCAAGGAGCUUGUCAAGCACCUUGAACUGAAAGGUGUGAUGGUUCUGGCCCCAGCUUGUGAUGUCUCGGAUGGAGAAUCGGUGAAGAACGCUUUGCGUGAAUCUAGAUCGCAAAUGCCCCGGAUCAAAGGAUGCAUCCAGGCAGCCAUGGUACCGAGAGACGCUCACUUUGCGGAAAUUUCCCACCAAUUCUGGCAGGAAUCCAUUAGCCCCAAGGUUCAGGGAUCGUGGAACCUCCACAAACAUCUUCCCCGAGGCAUGGACUUUUUCAUCUUGCUGUCGUCUCUUUCGGGUAUUCUAGGAGCCACUGGACAGGUCAACUACGCCGCCGGCAAUACUUUCCAUGAUGCACUAGCUCGACACCGUGUUGGGAUGAGUGAGAAGGCGACUUCCCUGGACUUGGGUUUGUGUGAUUUCGCUGGUGGUGCGGCCGACAGUGGAAGCUGUGGUGUGGCACAAGUAACUGAAGCACAGUUCCAUGCCCUGCUAUCCAAGUAUUGUGAUCCCAGGAUUGGUCUUCCGACACCUCUAGAUUGUCAGACUGUCGUUGGCUUGUCACCAAGUGCACUUUCCGACAAGAAACAAUGGCAAGAUAACCCACUCGUCCGACACCUGAUCACGGAUAAGAAACUCGGCGGAAAAGCAGAUAGUCGACCACACAGCGCCAAAGGAGCAGGAUCACUGCUACAAGCAGAGACUUUGGCCGAUGCCAAUGCGGCUGUUUUGGAAUUGUCCACUGAAAAGCUUUCUAAGACUGUGAGUAUGGCGAUGGCAGACGUUGAUGCAAAUACGCCCUUACACCAGUAUGGAGUGGACUCACUCGUUGCGGUAGAACUGCGCGAUUGGUUUGCUGAAGAGCUUCAGGCUGAGCUGGGUGUUUUUGAGAUCCUUGGAGGUGCAACGUUGGCGUCGGUGUCACAAUUGGUUGCGAAGAAGAGUAACCUCGUGCAAGCUUCAUAG